AUGGCCAACGCAAGACUCCAGCGUGUCGAAGCGAACUGCAAGAUCAUCUGGGGAGACCACUUCGAAUACGACUUGGACUGCGAAACCGAUGACUAUAUCCACUUCUCAUACGUCGUCAAACGAGAUUUUGGGACUUCAUUCGGUCCACCACUGACUAUGACUGGACCUUGCGGCUCAGAAGAGGCCGCUUUCAAGGAAUUGGACCGGAUGUUAGGAUUGUGGGCAGCGCAGGUCACACGCGGAACGCCGAUGACCAGGGAGGAAAGUUUGAAGAUAUUUGGCGGGCCUAGAGGAGGACAACGGUGGAUUCUGAAUAGAGUCUGGGAUACACUUGAGAAACGAGAAGGUGCUGUUUAG
Messenger RNA from Colletotrichum orchidophilum, 357 nucleotides. RefSeq lists its product as uncharacterized. Lineage: Eukaryota; Fungi; Ascomycota; Sordariomycetes; Glomerellales; Glomerellaceae. The coding region runs from base 1 to 357 and encodes 118 amino acids. The transcript has a single exon. The record is from RefSeq and is a predicted model, not a curated record.